Molecule: messenger RNA, 15874 nt
Organism: Oreochromis niloticus (Nile tilapia)
Lineage: Eukaryota; Metazoa; Chordata; Actinopteri; Cichliformes; Cichlidae
Exons: 103
Coding region: 1-15345 (5114 amino acids)
Biological process (GO): cell-matrix adhesion
Cellular component (GO): cell surface
Source: RefSeq, a predicted model, not a curated record
AUGGCGAGCAUCCUUCCUAGCAGCUUGCGGGUGAUCCCCAGUAACAUCACCUGUGAAUCCUACCAGGCUGUAUACAAUGGUCUUGAGCAGAGUUUGGAAGCAUUGCCACUGGACCUUUCACAGGGCGUGAGAUCAAGCGAGCAGUACCUCCAGGACACAUUCCCACGUUGCUCAGUUCCAGCUUCCUUUGUGGCUGCCUAUCUCACAUCCAGCAACUUGCCCACACUGCUGAACUGCACACUGAAAAGCCAAAACAUAUACCCGGUAGAAGUCUGGAAGCUUUUCUUCCAAAAAGCUUCUGCUGUACUGGACCAGGCCCUUGAGACAUUUGCUAACAUGGCCAGCAACAACACCUACCCGACCUCAUCAAAUGUGCUCGAGGCUCUUGGAGAAGUGAGAAUUGACAACUUCAGCCAUGUACAACUACAGAGCGAGAAGUUCAUUACCAGCUGGUUCCAGACAAAGAUCCGUCCGUUUCUGGCCGCUCCAUCUUUCAACUUCCUAUUUUGCCUUAGCUCCCAAAACUUCAGCUGCCAGACAUACCAGAUUGUCAUUCAGGCAUUUGGAAGCCAAAAGGCAUCCAUGGACAGAGACAAACAGCAAGCAGUCUUCACUCACUUCAUCAAACCUUUCCUGUCAAGAAAUGACUCAACAGAUCCUGGCUGUGUCUCAUCUAUCACGGGGAGCCAAGAGUGGCUAAAGGCAAACCUUGGCAAGUUCUCUGAUUAUGCAACUCUGCAGGACUUGCAAGCCUUCAAUCCGAAUUUAUCCACUGCUGAAUUGUUGUCAGUCCUCAGUCCUUCUCAGGUGGCACAGCUGCUACUGAGCUCUAGAGCCUCCAAUAACACAGAUUUGAUUGAUCGUGUGUUUGAGCGACUGGAAGAGGGCAACGCUCUGGAAAAUGUGGAUGAAUUCCUCACACAACUGAAAGCCAGUGAACAGAUCCCAGAUUUCCAGCCUGUUGUGAGAGAUCGGGUCAUGAAUAGGACCUUCAUCAUCAUCAGUCCACAUUUCUCCAGCUUCACGACAAAGGACUUUGAAAUUUGUGUGAGUGGGAUGGCUUCAGUUAUCCAGGAGAUGCCACUGUACAGACGACAAGAGAUCACGCAUGUUCUGCUGGGCUACCUAAGAAGUACUGAAAAUGCCAUCAAUGAGACAGCUUGCAGGCAACAAAAUGACAGUGAUACCCAAUGGCUUGAAGCAAAUCUGGGUCCAUUCGUCCAAUACACAGCAUACUCUGACCUCAAAGACUUCAACAUCUCGACGCUGGAAGUUCUGGACCUUCUUUCACCAUCGCAGAAGGCUGAUCUGAUCCUAGAUCCAAACAGUGGUGCCUUAAACGAUGCACAUGUUGUAAGGGAGGUGUUGACGAGCUUGACGGAGACCAGUGAUUUUGAGCAGCUCAAGAAUUACUUCGGGGCUUUUGCAAACAUCAACAAGCAGAGAAAUGUCACCCUCAUCCAAAAUCCAGAUGUGCGAGACACCAUUUUGAACCUGACCUUGACAGCCCUUGCUCCUCAGCUUAAAGACUUUCAGCCACAAGACUAUCAACAGUGGUUCCAGGUUUAUUUGGUUCCUGUGAUGGCGAGCAUCCUUCCUAGCAGCUUGCGGGUGAUCCCCAGUAACAUCACCUGUGAAUCCUACCAGGCUGUAUACAAUGGUCUUGAGCAGAGUUUGGAAGCAUUGCCACUGGACCUUUCACAGGGCGUGAGAUCAAGCGAGCAGUACCUCCAGGACACAUUCCCACGUUGCUCAGUUCCAGCUUCCUUUGUGUGCAAGGUGACCCCAGUUCAUGUGAAUCUCAUUUGUGAUGCAGCUGAUGGUUCAAAACUUGAACAGAUCCUAUCAGCUGGCAAUUCCUCUGCAGCCCUGUGCAAUUUCACCAUCACAGAACAUGCCUGUUCCUCUGCUGCCUAUCUCACAUCCAGCAACUUGCCCACACUGCUGAACUGCACACUGAAAAGCCAAAACAUAUACCCGGUAGAAGUCUGGAAGCUUUUCUUCCAAAAAGCUUCUGCUGUACUGGACCAGGCCCUUGAGACAUUUGCUAACAUGGCCAGCAACAACACCUACCCGACCUCAUCAAAUGUGCUCGAGGCUCUUGGAGAAGUGAGAAUUGACAACUUCAGCCAUGUACAACUACAGAGCGAGAAGUUCAUUACCAGCUGGUUCCAGACAAAGAUCCGUCCGUUUCUGGCCGCUCCAUCUUUCAACUUCCUAUUUUGCCUUAGCUCCCAAAACUUCAGCUGCCAGACAUACCAGAUUGUCAUUCAGGCAUUUGGAAGCCAAAAGGCAUCCAUGGACAGAGACAAACAGCAAGCAGUCUUCACUCACUUCAUCAAACCUUUCCUGUCAAGAAAUGACUCAACAGAUCCUGGCUGUGUCUCAUCUAUCACGGGGAGCCAAGAGUGGCUAAAGGCAAACCUUGGCAAGUUCUCUGAUUAUGCAACUCUGCAGGACUUGCAAGCCUUCAAUCCGAAUUUAUCCACUGCUGAAUUGUUGUCAGUCCUCAGUCCUUCUCAGGUGGCACAGCUGCUACUGAGCUCUAGAGCCUCCAAUAACACAGAUUUGAUUGAUCGUGUGUUUGAGCGACUGGAAGAGGGCAACGCUCUGGAAAAUGUGGAUGAAUUCCUCACACAACUGAAAGCCAGUGAACAGAUCCCAGAUUUCCAGCCUGUUGUGAGAGAUCGGGUCAUGAAUAGGACCUUCAUCAUCAUCAGUCCACAUUUCUCCAGCUUCACGACAAAGGACUUUGAAAUUUGGUUCCAAGUGAAACUGAUUACCAUCCUUGCAAGUUUUACUCCAGAAAUGCUCAAAAAUACAACCACAAACAUCAGCUGCACAAACUACCAAGUCAUUGUGAGUGGGAUGGCUUCAGUCAUCCAGGAGAUGCCACUGUACAGACGACAAGAGAUCACACAUGUUCUCCUGGGCUACCUAAGAAGUACUGAAAAUGCCAUCAAUGAGACAGCUUGCAGGCAACAAAAUGACAGUGAUGCCCAAUGGGUUGAAGCAAAUCUGGGUCCAUUCGUCCAAUAUACAGCAUACUCUGACCUCAGUGACUUCAACAUCUCUACGGCUGGAUUGUUGUCAACACUCGAUCCCUCUGAGGUGGCACAGCUGCUACUGAGCUCUGGAGCCUCCAACGACACAGAUUUCAUUGAUCUCGUGUUUGAGCGACUGGAAGAGGGCAACGCUCUGGAAAAUGUGGAUAAAUUCCUCACACAACUGACAGCCAGUGAACAGACCCCAGAUUUCCAGCCUGUUGUGAGAGAUCGGGUCAUGAAUAGGACCUUCAUCAUCAUCAGUCCACAUUUCUCCAAUUUCACGACAAAGGACUUUGAAAUUUGGUUCCAAGUGAAACUGAUUACCAUCCUUCCAAGUUUUACUCCAGAAAUGCUCAAAAAUACAACCACAAACAUCAGCUGCACAAACUACCAAGUCAUUGUGAGUGGGAUGGCUUCAGUCAUCCAGGAGAUGCCACUGUACAGACGACAAGAGAUCACACAUGUUCUCCUGGGCUACCUAAGAAGUACUGAAAAUGCCAUCAAUGAGACAGCUUGCAGGCAACAAAAUGACAGUGAUGCCCAAUGGGUUGAAGCAAAUCUGGGUCCAUUCGUCCAAUAUACAGCAUACUCUGACCUCAGUGACUUCAACAUCUCUACGGCUGCAUUGUUGUCAACGCUCGAUCCCUCUGAGAUGGCACAGCUGCUACUGAGCUCUGGAGCCUCCAACGACACACAUUUCAUUGAUCUCGUGUUUGAACAACUUGAAGAGGGCAACGCUCUGGAAAAUGUGGAUGAAUUCCUCACACAACUGACAGCCAGUGAACAGACCCCAGAUUUCCAGCCUGUUGUGAGAGAUCGGGCCAUGAAUAGGACCUUCAUCAUCAUCAGUCCACAUUUCUCCAGCUUCACGACAAACGACUUUGAAAUUUGGUUCCAAGUGAAACUGAUUACCAUCCUUCCAAGUUUUACUCCAGAAAUGCUCAAAAAUACAACCACAAACAUCAGCUGCACAAACUACCAAGUCAUUGUGAGUGGGAUGGCUUCAGUCAUCCAGGAGAUGCCACUGUACAGACGACAAGAGAUCACACAUGUUCUCCUGGGCUACCUAAGAAGUACUGAAAAUACCAUCAAUGAGACAGCUUGCAGGCAACAAAAUGACAGUGAUGCCCAAUGGGUUGAAGCAAAUCUGGGUCCAUUCGUCCAAUAUACAGCAUACUCUGACCUCAGUGACUUCAACAUCUCUACGGCUGGAUUGUUGUCAACACUCGAUCCCUCUGAGGUGGCACAGCUGCUACUGAGCUCUGGAGCCUCCAACGACACAGAUUUCAUUGAUCUCGUGUUUGAGCGACUGGAAGAGGGCAACGCUCUGGAAAAUGUGGAUAAAUUCCUCACACAACUGACAGCCAGUGAACAGACCCCAGAUUUCCAGCCUGUUGUGAGAGAUCGGGUCAUGAAUAGGACCUUCAUCAUCAUCAGUCCACAUUUCUCCAAUUUCACGACAAACGACUUUGAAAUUUGGUUCCAAGUGAAACUGAUUACCAUCCUUCCAAGUUUUACUCCAGAAAUGCUCAAAAAUACAACCACAAACAUCAGCUGCACAAACUACCAAGUCAUUGUGAGUGGGAUGGCUUCAGUUAUCCAGGAGAUGCCACUGUACAGACGACAAGAGAUCACACAUGUUCUGCUGGGCUACCUAAGAAGUACUGAAAAUGCCAUCAAUGAGACAGCUUGCAGGCAACAAAAUGACAGUGAUGCCCAAUGGGUUGAAGCAAAUCUGGGUCCAUUCGUCCAAUAUACAGCAUACUCUGACCUCAGUGACUUCAACAUCUCUACGGCUGGAUUGUUGUCAACACUCGAUCCCUCUGAGGUGGCACAGCUGCUACUGAGCUCUGGAGCCUCCAACGACACAGAUUUCAUUGAUCUCGUGUUUGAGCGACUGGAAGAGGGCAACGCUCUGGAAAAUGUGGAUAAAUUCCUCACACAACUGACAGCCAGUGAACAGACCCCAGAUUUCCAGCCUGUUGUGAGAGAUCGGGUCAUGAAUAGGACCUUCAUCAUCAUCAGUCCACAUUUCUCCAAUUUCACGACAAACAACUUUGAAAUUUGGUUCCAAGUGAAACUGAUUACCAUCCUUGCAAGUUUUACUCCAGAAAUGCUCAAAAAUACAACCACAAACAUCAGCUGCACAAACUACCAAGUCAUUGUGAGUGGGAUGGCUUCAGUCAUCCAGGAGAUGCCACUGUACAGACGACAAGAGAUCACACAUGUUCUCCUGGGCUACCUAAGAAGUACUGAAAAUGCCAUCAAUGAGACAGCUUGCAGGCAACAAAAUGACAGUGAUGCCCAAUGGGUUGAAGCAAAUCUGGGUCCAUUCGUCCAAUAUACAGCAUACUCUGACCUCAGUGACUUCAACAUCUCUACAGCUGGAUUGUUGUCAACACUCGAUCCCUCUGAGGUGGCACAGCUGCUACUGAGCUCUGGAGCCUCCAACGACACAGAUUUCAUUGAUCUCGUGUUUGAGCGACUGGAAGAGGGCAACGCUCUGGAAAAUGUGGAUAAAUUCCUCACACAACUGACAGCCAGUGAACAGACCCCAGAUUUCCAGCCUGUUGUGAGAGAUCGGGUCAUGAAUAGGACCUUCAUCAUCAUCAGUCCACAUUUCUCCAAUUUCACGACAAAGGACUUUGAAAUUUGGUUCCAAGUGAAACUGAUUACCAUCCUUCCAAGUUUUACUCCAGAAAUGGUCAAAAAUACAACCACAAACAUCAGCUGCACAAACUACCAAGUCAUUGUGAGUGGGAUGGCUUCAGUUAUCCAGGAGAUGCCACUGUACAGACGACAAGAGAUCACACAUGUUCUCCUGGGCUACCUAAGAAGUACUGAAAAUGCCAUCAAUGAGACAGCUUGCAGGCAACAAAAUGACAGUGAUGCCCAAUGGGUUGAAGCAAAUCUGGGUCCAUUCGUCCAAUAUACAGCAUACUCUGACCUCAAAGACUUCAACAUCUCUACGGCUGGAUUGUUGUCAACACUCGAUCCCUCUGAGGUGGCACAGCUGCUACUGAGCUCUGGAGCCUCCAACGACACAGAUUUCAUUGAUCUCGUGUUUGAGCGACUGGAAGAGGGCAACGCUCUGGAAAAUGUGGAUAAAUUCCUCACACAACUGACAGCCAGUGAACAGACCCCAGAUUUCCAGCCUGUUGUGAGAGAUCGGGUCAUGAAUAGGACCUUCAUCAUCAUCAGUCCACAUUUCUCCAAUUUCACGACAAACGACUUUGAAAUUUGGUUCCAAGUGAAACUGAUUACCAUCCUUCCAAGUUUUACUCCAGAAAUGCUCAAAAAUACAACCACAAACAUCAGCUGCACAAACUACCAAGUCAUUGUGAGUGGGAUGGCUUCAGUCAUCCAGGAGAUGCCACUGUACAGACGACAAGAGAUCACACAUGUUCUCCUGGGCUACCUAAGAAGUACUGAAAAUGCCAUCAAUGAGACAGCUUGCAGGCAACAAAAUGACAGUGAUGCCCAAUGGGUUGAAGCAAAUCUGGGUCCAUUCGUCCAAUAUACAGCAUACUCUGACCUCAGUGACUUCAACAUCUCUACGGCUGGAUUGUUGUCAACACUCGAUCCCUCUGAGGUGGCACAGCUGCUACUGAGCUCUGGAGCCUCCAACGACACAGAUUUCAUUGAUCUCGUGUUUGAGCGACUGGAAGAGGGCAACGCUCUGGAAAAUGUGGAUAAAUUCCUCACACAACUGACAGCCAGUGAACAGACCCCAGAUUUCCAGCCUGUUGUGAGAGAUCGGGUCAUGAAUAGGACCUUCAUCAUCAUCAGUCCACAUUUCUCCAAUUUCACGACAAAGGACUUUGAAAUUUGGUUCCAAGUGAAACUGAUUACCAUCCUUCCAAGUUUUACUCCAGAAAUGCUCAAAAAUACAACCACAAACAUCAGCUGCACAAACUACCAAGUCAUUGUGAGUGGGAUGGCUUCAGUCAUCCAGGAGAUGCCACUGUACAGACGACAAGAGAUCACACAUGUUCUCCUGGGCUACCUAAGAAGUACUGAAAAUGCCAUCAAUGAGACAGCUUGCAGGCAACAAAAUGACAGUGAUGCCCAAUGGGUUGAAGCAAAUCUGGGUCCAUUCGUCCAAUAUACAGCAUACUCUGACCUCAGUGACUUCAACAUCUCUACGGCUGCAUUGUUGUCAACGCUCGAUCCCUCUGAGAUGGCACAGCUGCUACUGAGCUCUGGAGCCUCCAACGACACACAUUUCAUUGAUCUCGUGUUUGAACAACUUGAAGAGGGCAACGCUCUGGAAAAUGUGGAUGAAUUCCUCACACAACUGACAGCCAGUGAACAGACCCCAGAUUUCCAGCCUGUUGUGAGAGAUCGGGCCAUGAAUAGGACCUUCAUCAUCAUCAGUCCACAUUUCUCCAGCUUCACGACAAACGACUUUAAAAUUUGGUUCCAAGUGAAACUGAUUACCAUCCUUGCAAGUUUUACUCCAGAAAUGCUCAAAAAUACAACCACAAACAUCAGCUGCACAAACUACCAAGUCAUUGUGAGUGGGAUGGCUUCAGUUAUCCAGGAGAUGCCACUGUACAGACGACAAGAGAUCACACAUGUUCUGCUGGGCUACCUAAGAAGUACUGAAAAUGCCAUCAAUGAGACAGCUUGCAGGCAACAAAAUGACAGUGAUGCCCAAUGGCUUCAAGCAAAUCUGGGUCCGUUCGUCCAAUAUACAGCAUACUCUGACCUCAAAGACUUCAACAUCUCGACGCUGGAAGUUCUGGACCUUCUUUCACCAUCGCAGAAGGCUGAUCUGAUCCUAGAUCCAAACAGUGGUGCCUUAAACGAUGCACAUGUUGUAAGGGAGGUGUUGACGAGCUUGACGGAGACCAGUGAUUUUGAGCAGCUCAAAGAAUUUUUCGGGGCUUUUGCAAACAUCAACAAGCAGAGAAAUGUCACCCUCAUCCAAAAUCCAGAUGUGCGAGACACCAUUUUGAACCUGACCUUGACAGCCCUUGCUCCUCAGCUUAAAGACUUUCAGCCACAAGACUAUCAACAGUGGUUCCAGGUUUAUUUGGUUCCUGUGAUGGCGAGCAUCCUUCCUAGCAGCUUGCGGGUGAUCCCCAGUAACAUCACCUGUGAAUCCUACCAGGCUGUAUACAAUGGUCUUGAGCAGAGUUUGGAAGCAUUGCCACUGGACCUUUCACAGGGCGUGAGAUCAAGCGAGCAGUACCUCCAGGACACAUUCCCACGUUGCUCAGUUCCAGCUUCCUUUGUGUGCAAGGUGACCCCAGUUCAUGUGAAUCUCAUUUGUGAUGCAGCUGAUGGUUCAAAACUUGAACAGAUCCUAUCAGCUGGCAAUUCCUCUGCAGCCCUGUGCAAUUUCACCAUCACAGAACAUGCCUGUUCCUCUGCUGCCUAUCUCACAUCCAGCAACUUGCCCACACUGCUGAACUGCACACUGAAAAGCCAAAACAUAUACCCGGUAGAAGUCUGGAAGCUUUUCUUCCAAAAAGCUUCUGCUGUACUGGACCAGGCCCUUGAGACAUUUGCUAACAUGGCCAGCAACAACACCUACCCGACCUCAUCAAAUGUGCUCGAGGCUCUUGGAGAAGUGAGAAUUGACAACUUCAGCCAUGUACAACUACAGAGCGAGAAGUUCAUUACCAGCUGGUUCCAGACAAAGAUCCGUCCGUUUCUGGCCGCUCCAUCUUUCAACUUCCUAUUUUGCCUUAGCUCCCAAAACUUCAGCUGCCAGACAUACCAGAUUGUCAUUCAGGCAUUUGGAAGCCAAAAGGCAUCCAUGGACAGAGACAAACAGCAAGCAGUCUUCACUCACUUCAUCAAACCUUUCCUGUCAAGAAAUGACUCAACAGAUCCUGGCUGUGUCUCAUCUAUCACGGGGAGCCAAGAGUGGCUAAAGGCAAACCUUGGCAAGUUCUCUGAUUAUGCAACUCUGCAGGACUUGCAAGCCUUCAAUCCGAAUUUAUCCACUGCUGAAUUGUUGUCAGUCCUCAGUCCUUCUCAGGUGGCACAGCUGCUACUGAGCUCUAGAGCCUCCAAUAACACAGAUUUGAUUGAUCGUGUGUUUGAGCGACUGGAAGAGGGCAACGCUCUGGAAAAUGUGGAUGAAUUCCUCACACAACUGAAAGCCAGUGAACAGAUCCCAGAUUUCCAGCCUGUUGUGAGAGAUCGGGUCAUGAAUAGGACCUUCAUCAUCAUCAGUCCACAUUUCUCCAGCUUCACGACAAAGGACUUUGAAAUUUGGUUCCAAGUGAAACUGAUUACCAUCCUUCCAAGUUUUACUCCAGAAAUGCUCAAAAAUACAACCACAAACAUCAGCUGCACAAACUACCAAGUCAUUGUGAGUGGGAUGGCUUCAGUCAUCCAGGAGAUGCCACUGUACAGACGACAAGAGAUCACACAUGUUCUCCUGGGCUACCUAAGAAGUACUGAAAAUGCCAUCAAUGAGACAGCUUGCAGGCAACAAAAUGACAGUGAUGCCCAAUGGGUUGAAGCAAAUCUGGGUCCAUUCGUCCAAUAUACAGCAUACUCUGACCUCAGUGACUUCAACAUCUCUACGGCUGGAUUGUUGUCAACACUCGAUCCCUCUGAGGUGGCACAGCUGCUACUGAGCUCUGGAGCCUCCAACGACACAGAUUUCAUUGAUCUCGUGUUUGAGCGACUGGAAGAGGGCAACGCUCUGGAAAAUGUGGAUAAAUUCCUCACACAACUGACAGCCAGUGAACAGACCCCAGAUUUCCAGCCUGUUGUGAGAGAUCGGGUCAUGAAUAGGACCUUCAUCAUCAUCAGUCCACAUUUCUCCAAUUUCACGACAAACAACUUUGAAAUUUGGUUCCAAGUGAAACUGAUUACCAUCCUUGCAAGUUUUACUCCAGAAAUGCUCAAAAAUACAACCACAAACAUCAGCUGCACAAACUACCAAGUCAUUGUGAGUGGGAUGGCUUCAGUCAUCCAGGAGAUGCCACUGUACAGACGACAAGAGAUCACACAUGUUCUCCUGGGCUACCUAAGAAGUACUGAAAAUGCCAUCAAUGAGACAGCUUGCAGGCAACAAAAUGACAGUGAUGCCCAAUGGGUUGAAGCAAAUCUGGGUCCAUUCGUCCAAUAUACAGCAUACUCUGACCUCAGUGACUUCAACAUCUCUACAGUGAAUAUAGCAGAUCUGCUCACUCUUAGUCAGCUGGCCAACCUUGCAGCAACUCCAUCACAGCUAAAGAGCAAGGCAGAUGUUAUGAAGAUCAUGGCAGUCAUCAAUCCUGGUGACUUUGGUGCUUUCUUCGAUGAAGUCUCACCAGCCAUCAAAGUCCAUUCAGCUAACUACUCACAGGAAGUGAAGUCUGCAUUCCUUGAAGCAGUUUUCAACAGAGGGAAUCUGUCAUCUCCAACUGUCAAUGAUGGAGACUUCCUGCUAUGGCUCAGAGUUCGACUGAGCCCUCUCCUGACCAGCCUCUCUCCCAGCCUGGUGACACCCUUAUUCAGUAUCGGGAUCAAAAGGAGUUGUAACAGCAGCCAAGAGAUGAUUGCAUUGCUGGACACAUUGACCACAACACUCAGCAACAACACCCAAAGGGAGAUCUACAAAAACAUACUUGUCUUCCUUCAAGGUCCACCACCACUCAAGUGUUACAGUGGUGGAAGCUUCUAUGUCUAUCUGAGGAACACUUUCCUCAGCUUUGGCUUUCCAGAUUUGUCCACGUUUGUGUCACUCCUGCCACCAAUGCGCAAAUCAGAGCUUCUUGAUACCAUCAGCACCUCAGAGCUCCGCCAGUUCCUUAGUCAGCCCAGUGUGAUUAGUAACAGUACUGACAUCUGUGUCAUCUUCAACAACUACAACAACACUCCUGCCUUCCUUGAGACUGAGGAUGUUCCAGACAAUGUAAAGAAGGUGAUCCUCCCCUGUAUUUGGCCUUCUGCGCUGAAUAGCAGGAGCAGAGCUGAGGCUAAUUUAUGGUUUGACCUGCGACUGAGGAAUUAUCUUAGAUUCCUCAGCAAGAGCCUCAUCAGCCCCGACGAAGUGCAGAACGCCUCAUGUUUUGCCUUCCAGAAACUGGUCUAUGUGAUGGGAAAUAACUUCACAUACAACAGCUCUGAGUUUGGACAGCAGUACGUUUAUACCACCAUCAAGACCUACUUGAGUGCUGGUUCUGGCGCCAGAUGCUACAAUGCCAGUGAUGCAGCACUAAACUCUACUGCCUGGUUUGUCAGUAACAUCGGGAACUUUGUGACAUUUAUCACUCUGGAUGACCUCACCACCUUUGUCUCCACCGCUCAGUUUCAAGUGUUCUUGAAGAACCAAGCCAACCUGGAACUCUUCAACAAUAAAGCAAUCCCAGCAAAUGUAACCAACUACUAUGUCACACAGCUUUUUGCAUUCGAUCCGAACUUCAAGCCGGUCAACCUCCCAGGCUUUUUCCUGUGCUCUUCUGCGGUGCCACCUUUGGCAUAUACUACUAUGACUGAAGCUGAAACCAUGGUUAUCUUAGACAAUCUGAAGACUUUCUGCAAUGGCCCCCAGGACCCUGAGGUUUCUGCUGCUUUGGCAUCCAACAUCAAGAUAAUUACAUCAGUGACAUUUAUAGCUCUUGGUAGCUCCAGCGCAGGUCUGAGCAACAGCCAGAUCAGUUCAGUUUCCUCAUCAGUGCUCAUCUCUUCUUUGUCCACCCUGGGCUCAAUCAGUACCUGGAGCCAAGAUCAGGCCUCAAUAAUCAUCCAAACCCUUACUGCCUCAGGCUUCCAGAUCAACAGCGAAGCCUCCCUGGCAUCCCUUGGCACACUUGUUAUUGGACUUCCUUCAGAAACAAUAGCAAAAACCAGCGCUUCUGUGCUACUCAGCGUCUCAAAGAGCACCACCUUCGUUUCCAACAUGCUGGCAGCCCCAAGUGUUGUCCAACUGACCGUCGUCAAAAAGAUCAUUUCUCUGGACAUAAAUCCAUCACAAGUGGUGCUGAAUGUGCCAGAUGCUAUGGCAGUUAGGAUCCCACCAUCCCUGUUGGUGUUUUCUAGCCAAUCUGCAAACAUCACCGUGCUCAACAGAAAAACAUGGACACCAGAUCAGGCUGCCAUCUUUUUUGGGGUCCUUGACAACACAAACUUUGACACUGAGCAGCUUUCUCCUUCAGUGCUGCAAGGCUUCACUUGCACUUCUGUCCAGAAAAUGACACAAUUCAGGACCAAGGAGCUAAUCAGGGCCUGUAGGCGCCGGGCAGGCCAAGCCAAAGUGCAGUUAAAGGAAUCCCAGCUGACCUGCAUGCUCAACUUGCUGAGUGGUGAAAUCUCACAAAACUUCACAGAUUAUCCAUCAGAUAUGCUUCUCUACUUAAGCAGCAAAAAUGUCAACAAAGGCAACUGCAGGUCAUACUUUUCUGCGUUGGGUGCGGCAGACUUCUCUGUGGCCUCCAAAAUCUUGAAUAAGGGCUCGCAACUGUUCCGUGAAGCGACUGCGUGCUUGGGUAUAAAUGGCUUGAGGCUGAGCAGACAGAAUGUGGAGAUCUUGGGGAACAUGGCUUGCACUCUGGAUGGGUCUUACAUACAGAACGCAGAUCCUCUCAUCCUGGAGAAACUUAAAGCCUGCAAUGACUUCUCUGCCAGCCAGGUGGCAGCCAUGGAGACCUUGCUGCUGUCUGGAACAACACAAUAUGGAAAUGCUGCUUCCUGGAAUGAGCAAACACUGGAGAACCUUGUACCCCUUCCACUCUACUUCACAAGAAAUAUCUGGAGCCGGUUCAGUUUUACAACAAAGAAAAUGUUCCUUAAGACCUUCAUGCCCAAACUGAGGAAAGCAAACACCGAGAAAAGCAAGCUCAAGACGCUGUUCCAAAAGAUCAGCAGCCUGACGACAAAACGAGAAGCAGGUUGUACCAUGGGCAGCAUCACCCAGGUGAUAGUUAGCGACCCCUCCUUCCCCUUUGGCUAUGAUCUCAUGCAGUUUGACCUCUGCCUGGAUGUUCCCGUUCUGAAAGAAAACCUCAACUCCAUCUGCAACAAAGUGGAUGAUAAUGGCUUCCAGACUGUCAUCCUAAAGAAACUCAACGAGGCAUUCCCAUCAGGGGUUCCUGAUCAGGAUGUCCAGGUGCUUGGAUCAGUGUCUCGUGUGGCAUCACUUGACGAUAUAUCCAAGUGGAACAUAACCAAAAUUGACACCCUUGCAGCUCUAAUGAAACCUGAAGAUGGACCCUGGGAGGCAGCAAAGAGCAACAAAAUCAUCACUCAGUAUCUGAGCACUUUCGGAAACUCCUUGGGCAGCACUGAGCUGACCAUUAUUGACUCCAACCUGUGCUCACUAAACACCAGUACACUCCAGACCAUCAGCCCAGACAGCAUCAGAAAUGCCAGCUCUCUGAAUGUGUCAGCAUGUUCAGCUGAGCAGAAGAAAGUCCUGUAUGACAUCAGUAAGACUUCCUUUAGCUCACAACGGUCCAGCUUCAGUAUCAGUUACCAGUUGAUUAAGCCCUAUCUAGGUGGAGCACCACUGCAGGAUAUAGUAGCACUGUCAACACAAAACAUCAGCAUGGACAUAAGCACUUUCAGCAGUCUGGACCCUACUGUUAUAGCUAAUUUGACUGUGAGCAACGUUAAAGGCCUCAUGGGUAUGCACCUACCUGAUCUGAAGCUGUUUGAGAAUGAUACUGUAGUUCAGACCUGGAUCGACCUGCAGCUGCAGUCAGAGCUGGACACACUGAAUAUGGGUCUGAUCAGCAACAGAAUGAGCCCAAUAAACCCAACUCCAGGCUCCAACGACACCACUCCAGUUCCUGGCUCCAACGGCACCACUGCAGUUCCUGGCUCCAACGGCACCACUGCAGUUCCUGGCUCCAACGGCACCACUCCAGUUCCUGGCUCCAACGGCACCACUCCAGUUCCUGGCUCCAACGGCACCACUGCAGUUCCAGGCUCCAACGGCACCACUGCAGUUCCUGGCUCCAACGGCACCACUGCAGUUCCAGGCUCCAACGGCACCACUCCAGUUCCAGGUUCCAACGGCACCACUGGAGUUCCUGGCUCCAACGGCACCACUGGAGUUCCAGGCUCCAACGGCACCACUCCAGUUCCUGGCUCCAACGGCACCACUGCAGUUCCAGGCUCCAACGGCACCACUCCAGUUCCUGGCUCCAACGGCACCACUGCAGUUCCAGGCUCCAACGGCACCACUGCAGUUCCUGGCUCCAACGGCACCACUCCAGUUCCUGGCUCCAACGGCACCACUGGAGUUCCUGGCUCCAACGGCACCACUCCAGUUCCAGGCUCCAACGGCACCACUCCAGUUCCUGGCUCCAACGGCACCACUCCAGUUCCUGGCUCCAACGGCACCACUGGAGUUCCUGGCUCCAACGGCACCACUGGAGUUCCAGGCUCCAACGGCACCACUGCAGUUCCUGGCUCCAACGGCACCACUCCAGUUCCUGGCUCCAACGGCACCACUGCAGUUCCUGUCUCCAGCGGCACCACUGCAGUUCCUGUCUCCAACGGCACCACUGGAGUUCCAGGCUCCAACGGCACCACUGCAGUUCCUGGCUCCAACGGCACCACUCCAGUUCCUGGCUCCAACGGCACCACUGGAGUUCCUGUCUCCAACGGCACCACUGCAGUUCCUGGCUCCAACGGCACCACUGCAAUUCCAGGUUCCAACGGCACCACUGCAGUUCCUGGCUCCAACGGCACCACUCCAGUUCCAGGCUCCAACGGCACCACUCCAGUUCCUGGCUCCAACGGCACCACUGCAGUUCCAGGCUCCAACGGCACCACUCCAGUUCCUGGCUCCAACGGCACCACUGCAGUUCCAGGCUCCAACGGCACCACUCCAGUUCCUGGCUCCAACGGCACCACUGCAGUUCCAGGCUCCAACGGCACCACUGCAGUUCCUGGCUCCAACGGCACCACUGGAGUUCCUGGCUCCAACGGCACCACUCCAGUUCCAGGCUCCAACGGCACCACUGGAGUUCCUGUCUCCAACGGCACCACUGCAGUUCCUGGCUCCAACGGCACCACUCCAGUUCCUGGCUCCAGCGGCGCCACUCCAGUUCCUGGCUCUAACGGCACCACUGGAGUUCCUGUCUCCAACGGCGCUACUCCAGUUCCAGGCUCCAGCGGUGCCACUCCAGUUCCUGGCUCUAACGGCACCACUGGAGUUCCAGGCUCCAACAGCACCACUUCAGCACCAGGGUCCAACGGCACCACCACAGGACCACCAGGCUCCAGUAGCACCACCGCCUCUCAAACCAAUGGGAAAGUGGAGCCUGGAAAAUCCCAGACAACUAUAAUGCUGGCUGCUCUGCUAACAGCUAUGCUACAAAUGCUACUACAACCAGCCUAAACACAUACCUAGCUUUCACAUUCUCAUAAUAAUCAAUAAUCAUCAGUCAGUAACUUUUUUUUAAUAUAGCUUGAGGGUGAAUAUUUUAUUUAUUUGUUUAAUUUAAUUCAAAGAAAACCUUUUGCCGUACAAAUGUUUAAUUUCUGCUUUACAUAUCAGUUAAAUUAUUUGACAUAUGGAUAAUCAAAACUAUUGCAGUGAUCUUUAUUAUUUAAUAUACUUUAAAUAGUUCUCUGGGAUUUUGAAAUGAAGAACUUCUAAUAAAUUCUAAUAAUCAUUGCCAAAUCUUUCUUAAAACUAAAUUGCAUUAUAUUUUAAACCAUGAAAUUUCCUGUUCUGUUAUGAUCUAACCUGUAUUGCUAUUGAUAAAAUCAAUAAAAACAUGCUAAUAAAUAUCUGACGCCUAUGUCUCUGCCUGUUGAGCAACACAAAGAUCCAGCAUCAUAUUUUUGAGUAGUUACUGGCUCUGUUGUAAAUUCAAAACUUUAAACUCAAGCUUAAGAAUGAAAGGUUUAGGGUUCACAGCAUU